UGCCUAAACAUGAUGUCUGUUGGUAUUCAAAUUGUACUGAGGUCUAAAAUCAUUACUACCUCAGACACUGCAUGUUAAAAAUGUCUUGGAAAACAACUGCUAAAAAUGAACAGUAUCCAAAACUACACAAAGAAAUUUUUAUUAUUUUAUGGCCUUUUUUUUUUUUAAACAACCUGCUUAAUGUUAUGCAUACGCUAAUUCAGACUGUGUGCAUGUGAAUAACUGAAAGCAAAAGUAAACUGAAAGCAAAAGUAAACUGAAGCGGGGAAUUCCUUAGCUCUCUUUAUAAGAAACUUCAUUUUGUUUGCUCUAGUAACAUUACUUUGGAUGUCAUCUUACCUGACGAUACUUCUUCAUUACCUGUGAGUACAGGAUCUUGGCAGUUCCCAAAUUACCUCAGAUGAUGUCUUAGCUGAAGAUGUUUUACCUUCACCUGUGAUUACAGGAAGAACAAAAUGGACUUCUGAAGAUCAUCUUGCAUCUUGAACAGCACUGUGAACAGUGUAUAAUUUACACCUCAGGUCAUGGCAUCAACAAAAACAUUGUUAUCAAGAUUGCGUGAUUUGGUCAGAUAUGGACAGUGGAGUGAGGACGAUGUUGUGGAUUUGUUCACUGCCCUUGUGAAAGAAUAUGGUGUCAAGAAAUUAAACACUGAUUUCUACACAUGGAUGGCUAAAAUACUUUACCAAGUGGAAAUUCACAAGAUCAAGAAGUCAGAUUUAUUAUCUGUGAUUCAACCAAACCAGUUUGUGGAUGUCAUUGAAAAGAGAAUUAAAAGCCUUGCUAAAGAAACAAGAGAGAAAAGCCUCGAAGAAAUCCUUGAUGAAAUUCGAACAGAAGGAGACACUGAUCUCAAUAUUUUAUGUAAAGUUGAAAACAUUGUGUCAUAUGUGUCCUCAUCACCACCUGUUUCAAAAAACCCAUCAGAUUUAAAGGAAACAUUAGUGACACUAUGUGAAGCAGUAGAAAAAGCUAAAGGAUGGAAACCAAGGCUGGCUCAGAUGGUGAGCUGGUGCAUCAUGGCUCUUUCUGAUUCCAGCCGGUUAAUCCAGGUUGGCACAGGAGAAGGAAAGUCAUGUAUAGUAGCCAUGUUUGCUGCAUAUCUUGCCAUGAAGAGAAAACAUGUAGACAUUAUCUCCAGUUCCCCUGUGCUUGCAGAGAGAGAUGCUAAGGACUGGCUUUCAUUUUAUAAAUAUCUGGAAAUCACUGCGACUUACAAUACAGAAAAAAGAAAAGUUGAAGACUUGAGGCAGUGUUAUGCAUGUCAAGUAGUCUAUGGCACAGCUCAAGAUUUUGCAGGAGACUGGUUAAGACACAGGUUUCAAAGAGAAAAUGUGAGACCUGAUAGAAAGUUUGAAUGUGUCAUAGUAGAUGAGGUGGACUCGCUCAUGUUGGACAAAGGCCUAGAAAUCGUCUACUUGAACAGUGAGAUGCCUGUGAUGGAGUCUUUAAAUGUAAUCUUAGCUAAGAUUUGGUUUGUUGUCAACCAGUCUGAAGAUCUGGAUGUAGAGAAGACACUAGAUCUUAUUCGCGCCUCACUAGCAUCGGAUGAUUUAGACAUACUGCCACCACAUUUAGAGAUCUCCACAGGUACAUCAGAGUGCAACAAAAUCCACAUUCCAGGUUUUCUAGAGCACAUAAAUGAGAGGCUAAAAAUAUGGAUUGAAAAUGCAUUUCUUGCCAAAACAAUGACUUUAGGGCAUGAAUACAUUCAGCAUGAGAAUGGUGUAGUUCCUGUAGAUUUCGGCUCUACAGGAGUCGUGCAAAAUAACAUGAAAUGGGGAAACGGACUUCAGCAAUUCCUAGAAAUGAAACACCAAACCAGGCUGUCGAAUAUGUCCAUUAUAACAAAUUUCAAGUCCAAUGUAAGUUUAUUCAGGAGUUACAAACAGAUUUAUGGGCUCACAGGAACUUUGGGGAAACAAAACGAACUUGAUUUGCUGCAGAAACUGUACCCUGGCAUUAAAUCAUGUAAAAUCCCACCAUUCAAACGAAGGAAACUUUACGAGAAGGACGGCAUUGUAAUUACUGAUGAAGAUGGGUGGGUAGAAACAAUUUGUAAGGUUGUUAAUAAGCAAGUGAACCCCACAGACUACCGAGGGUCAAGAGCAGUCUUGGUCAUCUGUGAAACUAUUAAACGAGCACAAAUUGUCCACGAUGCACUCUCAAAAGCUAUUCCAACAGACAAACUGAAACUGUACACAAAUAACAAUAUGGACAAUUCAAAUGUUACAGGUGAAAAGGUCACAGAAGGUUGUGUCAUUGUUGCAACCAACCUAGCUGGUCGUGGGACUGACCUAAAAGUCCACCCAAAUGUAAAUGAUUCAGGGGGUCUGUUUGUGGUGCAGACCUUCUUGCCUCUUAAUAUCCGUGUUGAGCAACAAGCUUUUGGACGAACUGCACGAGAAGGACACCCUGGUUCUGCCCAGCUCAUCAUGUGUUCUACUCACUUCUCUGAGUCAGUGAAACUGGUGAUGGCACUACACUCACCUCAUACUUUGCUUACCCUUUUGAGGCAUCUAACAGACACUUUAGCUGUGACAGUGACUGGAAAUAAGUUUGAAGAAACCCUCAUAAUUUAUCGGCGAGAACCCAAUGAAAAGAAUUGUGAAGCCAUGGUGAAAGAACUUAGAGGUCUGCUAAAUACUGAAAAGCCAAGCGGCUUAACUAACCUGGAGAUGGAAAAACAGUCUAGAGAUUUUAUUGUGCAAACAAGACUGUCACGUAUUCUUGAAGAUGACAUACCAAAAAUCACCAAAAAGGAGGAUCUCUUUUAUGAGUACCUUGAAAUGUUGGACACCAUUUACAAACAGGCUCAGGGUGGCAACCAUGAAGAUAUUGUGUCUUCACUUCAUGAGUGCUGGGGUAUGUGGCUUCUGAUGAAGUUCAAUGAGAAUGAAUCGACUGAAACAUUAAGACAGCAGUUAAAGAAAGACUUGCAAAGUGCAAAGCAAAAACUGGAUUGUAAACAGUCUCCUUCCACUAUGGUCUACCAUUAUGUAAGACUUGGCAACACACUGCGCAACAAAGGAUCCUUUGCAGACAGCAUUGAGAUGUACACAAGAGCCAUUGAAAACAAUUCUUGCUGUCCUGCCAUUGCUUUGUACAAUCGUGCAUUGUCCAUUCUGUCCAAAGGAAAUAGUGGACAUAUCGCUCAGGCAUUGUCAGACCUGAAGAAAGCUGAGGAGGCAGUAGACUCCUACAUGAGAAAGUUGACAUUGACUUUGGUUUUUGUGAAAAGCUCCAGCAACGAUCCCCGUUUGUUUCCUGACACCUCAUUUACCAAGCAAUUUCAUGCCAAGCUAAUGGCACAGCAUCGAUUCAAAAUAAAUAUCCAGCAAGCAAUACAAGUGAUGCAGUUUGCUGAAAGUAGAGGUGAUGAUGUACGGAUAACAGAUUACCCAGUGGAACUUCUGGUGUUGAACCCUGUUCUUUUAAGAUCAGAUGAAAUUAUAAAGGUCCUGCGAUCAGUUGUCGCCCUGUCCAAGAUGUCCUCUACCUUGUUCCCUGAGUCCCUUAGCAUUAGCUCAAGUACAGAAAAUGAACUGAUGGAUGGAGUUGCUGAGCUUAGCCGAGAGAUAAUUCAACUCCAGUCACUGGGACUGGACACCCUCUUCUCAGUACAAAAUGUGUUCUCUUUUUUUAGGCGUUUGAGUAAAAUAUUCAGUUAAAGGCUCAGCUAAACUAUUUGACAAAAAAGUACAGCAAAGAAAAAUUUUCAGCACAAAUCCUUUUGGCAUCCAGUAGGGAAGAACUGAAUUAUAGUGAAGUGCUGAUUAAGAAGAGACUCCUGAAUAUAGCAAGACAUUUAUUAAAUAUUUUUUUAUAGUCAUCUUUCUAAUCAUCGUGAUUACAUCAAACUGCCAGACAUUACUGCAAAUUUUCUCAGGCUAGCACCUUUGUUAUUACUUUAUCAAGUGACCAAUGAUAUGGCCGUAUCCUAUUAUAUGUACCUAUCCUAUUGUAAAGUUUUUUUUAUUGUUAUUACAAGUCUUGACUUACUAAUACUAACCAAAAAGGUAUAGAAAAAUAGUAACUCUCACAAGGUUUUGCACAAUAGUUUUGUACAAUUGUGGAUCAACAGGGUACAUAUUCCUCAUAACUAUAUUACCACUUCCUUUAUCUUUUUUUAUUUAUUUUUUUUAAAGACAUGUUGUGUAGUUACUCAUUCUCUUUUAAAUUCAGCCAGUGUACUCUUUGUCUAUUUAAAAUAAAUAGUCAAAAACCUGUCUUUGACAUCACACCUGCUUUCACAGGGACAACUCAUUAGUUUCAAUAAUUGAUUUACACAAUACACCAUCAGCCCUUUUUCUGCCAAUACAGCUCUGACCCAUCAAGGCACAGACUCCACAAAACCACUUUAGUGAUGAGGUAUCUGGCAGCAAGAUUUUAGCAGCAGAAGUCUAUUAAAUUGCUACAUAGUGCCUAAAUGGAACAGACCUGAUUUCCAGCACACCCCACAGCUCAAUCAACAACCCAACUAUUUGGCAUGUUCAUCAAACCAAUCCUAAACAAUGUUAGCAGUGUGCCAGGGUGCAUAAUCCUGCUGAACAAGGCUACUGCCAGUAAGGAAUACUGUUGCCAUGAAGUGGUGAACCUGGUCUAAAACAGGCUUUAGGUAGGUGGGGAGUAAACUCGGUGCCAUUCCCAAGCCCAGAUAAAAUGGGAGGGUAGGAAGCUCUGAUGCAACCCUGAUGCACAUCCAGGAACAUCGAUCCAGCUGUUCCAUUUGAGACCAAGUAACACAAAAAUGGUGCUUAAUUAAAUAAUAAUUUUAAUUCACUCCACCAUCAAAAAAAUGUAGAAUUUUUAGAAUAGAAAGACAUUCUCCAUCUUUAAACUAAAAGGAAUCUCCUGAUUUUGUAGUUUUUGAACAUAUACUGCACAGUUAAAGAAGGGUAAUGAUUUCAUUCUCCGGUGUCACCCAGACAAGGAUGGGUUUGAUUUUGAGUCUCAUUCCUCUCAAGGUUUUUGUCCUCAUAUCGUCUCAGGUAUUUUGAUAUAUAUUCAUUGAUAUAUAUUUAUACAUGUAAAGCUGUCUUUGUUAAAAGUGCUAUACAAAAGCUGAUUGUCAAGAACGAUAUUACAUUGUUAUUACUGCAAGAAUAUUCUUCAUGGCAUAUUAAAAUAAUAUAAACCGUAUUAAAAUAAGUCAAAGCAAGACAGCAUGGUUUACUUCCUUUUUAUUAAUACCUUGUUUCGGUUGUUCAUAGUAUUACACAGAAUUAGCCACACAAGAAACUUGGAUUGUAUUUUGUUAUACUUUUUUUUUUUUUUGUUAAUAAUGUUAAUUCCCCCGUUUUUACAUUCUAAGGCUAAAAAAAAGGUUACACAAGAACUAGCACACUGAUGUCUAACCUGUGACAUUAUAACAUUGAGACAGUAACCUAAUACAACAGAAAAAACAGGGAGGAUUGAACAUUAAAAUGGUAUCAUUGGUAGGAAGGAAAAGAAAGUGAAAUUGAAACAAAAUAUAAAGUGGAAGAACAAUCUCACAGCUCCGGCCCAAAUACUGACGCUUCCGCUUUUUUUUUUUCCCUUUUUAAUCCCCACAGAGUAAACUAUCAGAAAUUUCCCUUUACUGUGUUUUGGUAUAGUAUUUAUCCAGCAAUGCAAAUGCACUUAUUCUGUAUCAAACACCUGUACCUGUAUUCCUCCAUUAGCAAUUCACUCAACAAUACCAUGUGCCAUUUCUAUACAUAUCAGCAACUAAUGUUCUUCUGCUCCAACUUUCAACACUAUUCUCAACAAAAGCAAGGACUUAACACAAACUCUACCCUUGUGUUUCAAUACUGUUUUUUUUGUUUGUUUUUUUUUUACAUUUUC
Molecule: messenger RNA, 5826 nt
Organism: Tachysurus fulvidraco (yellow catfish)
Lineage: Eukaryota; Metazoa; Chordata; Actinopteri; Siluriformes; Bagridae
Product: protein translocase subunit SecA
Exons: 3
Coding region: 525-3671 (1048 amino acids)
Biological process (GO): protein import; protein targeting
Cellular component (GO): membrane
Molecular function (GO): ABC-type protein transporter activity; protein binding; ATP binding
Source: RefSeq, a predicted model, not a curated record